Messenger RNA from Aspergillus terreus NIH2624, 1998 nucleotides. It is a transcript of the gene ugp1, whose product is annotated as UTP glucose-1-phosphate uridylyltransferase. The transcript is spliced from 2 exons. Lineage: Eukaryota; Fungi; Ascomycota; Eurotiomycetes; Eurotiales; Aspergillaceae. The record is from RefSeq and is a predicted model, not a curated record. Gene Ontology annotation, molecular function: UTP:glucose-1-phosphate uridylyltransferase activity. Gene Ontology annotation, cellular component: cytoplasm. Gene Ontology annotation, biological process: UDP-alpha-D-glucose metabolic process; glycogen metabolic process. The coding region runs from base 1 to 1998 and encodes 665 amino acids.
AUGUCCGCUUCUGCCCUCCCUUCUCAUCUCCGCGCCCCGGCCAACGAGGCUGCCAACGCUGGCUCCUUUGGCAAGCACCACGGAAAGUCUCAGUCGCACAUGCUCACUUUCGCCCCCUUUCCCUUUCCCGUGCUUUCGCAUCCCCUGGGCCCAAUGGCCAUUACCUUGGCUCUUGAUCACAUUGUGGACUGUCUGCUGGUCUACGGGAUCCUGACGGUGAUCUGCCGCCGGGGCAUCUUCACACCAGAGUGGAUGGCGGCCUCUCUGGAGGUCUACUGCUUGAUCCGUCUCUUCAAAGCGUUGGAUUGUCUGCCCGGACAACGCAUUGUGGCGCUCCUGCGAGGCCCGUCCCUGAAAGACCAUCUGCGCCUCUUCACAUCACUCCUACCACUUGGCGUACCGGUCCGCCUGGCCAGUUCGCAGAUCAGCGCAUUGCCUCGUUUCCCCCCACUUUUCUCCCAUGUUCCCCCGAAAUUCAUUUGGUUACCUCUUGUCAUCCUUUACCUGAUGCUAACCGCCCUCUCCCUCCACCAGGCCUUCGAGAAUGCCUCGACUAGCGUGGCCGCGUCGCAGAUGCGCAACGCCCUGAACGCCCUCGCCGAGACCGUCCCCGACCCCUCGGAGCGCAAGCGCUUCGAGGCCGAGAUGGACAACUUCUUCGCUCUCUUCCGCCGUUUCCUCAACGACAAGGCCAAGGGCAACGUCGUCAACUGGGACCGCAUCGCCCCCCCUCAGCCUUCCCAGGUCGUCGACUACAACGAUCUCGGCAGCGAGGCUUCGGUCGAGUUCCUGAACAAGCUGGCCGUCGUCAAGCUCAACGGUGGCCUGGGUACCUCCAUGGGCUGUGUCGGCCCCAAGUCCGUUAUUGAAGUCCGCGAGGGCAUGUCCUUCCUCGACCUGUCCGUGCGCCAGAUCGAGCACCUGAACCGCACCUUCAAUGUCAACGUGCCCUUCGUGCUCAUGAACUCGUUCAACACCGACCAGGACACUCAGUCCAUCAUCAAGAAGUACCAGGGCCACAACGUCGACAUCAUCACCUUCAACCAGUCCCGCUACCCCCGUAUCAUCAAGGACUCCCUGCAGCCCGCCCCCAAGUCCUACGACGCUCCCCUGCAGGACUGGUACCCCCCGGGCCACGGUGACGUCUUCGAGUCCCUCUACAACUCGGGCACUCUCGACAAGCUCCUCGAGCGCGGCGUCGAGUACAUCUUCCUGUCCAACGCCGACAACCUGGGCGCCGUCGUGGAUCUCCGCAUCCUGCAGCACAUGGUCGACACCCAGGCCGAGUACAUCAUGGAGCUGACCGACAAGACCAAGGCCGACGUCAAGGGUGGUACCAUCAUCGACUACGAGGGCAAGGUCCGUCUGCUCGAGAUCGCCCAGGUGCCCAAGGAGCACGUCAACGAGUUCAAGUCCAUCAAGAAGUUCAAGUACUUCAACACCAACAACAUCUGGAUGAACCUCCGCGCCAUCAAGCGUGUGGUAGAGGAGAACGAGCUGGAGAUGGAGAUCAUCGCCAACGAGAAGUCCAUCCCCGCCGACAAGAAGGGCGAGGCGGAUCAGGCCAUCUACCAGCUGGAGACCGCCGUUGGUGCCGCCAUUCGUCACUUCAAGAACGCCCACGGUGUCAACGUCCCUCGUCGCCGCUUCCUGCCCGUCAAGACGUGCUCCGAUCUCUUGCUGGUCAAGUCGGAUCUCUACCGCCUCGAGCACGGCCAGCUGGUCAUGGACCCCAACCGCUUUGGUGGUGUGCCCGUCAUCAAGCUCGGCUCGGACUUUAAGAAGGUGUCGGACUUCCAGAAGCGGAUCCCCAGCAUUCCUCGGAUCGUGGAACUGGAUCAUCUGACGAUCACGGGUGCCGUGAACCUGGGCCGCAACGUCACCUUGAAGGGCACGGUGAUCAUUGUGGCUACGGAAGGCAGCACCAUUGACGUGCCGCCGGGCUCGGUCCUGGAGAACUGUGUCGUGCAGGGUAGCUUGCGCAUUCUGGAGCACUAA